AUGGCCUCGGGAGACACCCUGUACAUCGCCACGGACGGCUCGGAGAUGCCGGCCGAGAUCGUGGAGCUGCACGAGAUCGAGGUGGAGACCAUUCCGGUGGAGACCAUCGAGACCACCGUGGUGGGCGGCGAGGAGGACGAGGAGGAGGAAGAGGAGGACGAGUGCUGCGAAGAGUGCGGCCCGCACCACCCGCCCCAUCACUACCACCACCACCAGCCCAUGAUCGCGCUGCAGCCGCUGGUGUCGGACGGGGACCCCAGCGGGGCGGGCGGCGGCGCGGCCGGCGGCGGCGGGGGGCAGCUCCACCUGCACCACCACCACCAGGAGGUGAUCCUGGUGCAGACCCGCGAGGAGGUGGUGGGGGGAGACGACUCGGACGGACUGCGGGCCGACGACGGGUUCGAGGACCAGAUCCUCAUCCCGGUACCGGCCCCCGCCGGGGAGGACGAGUACAUCGAGCAGACCCUGGUCACUGUGGCCGCCGCUGGCAGCAAGAGCGGAGGCGGCGGUUCCUCCUCGGCCGGCGGAGGAGGCCGCGUUAAGAAGGGCGGCAGCGGCAAGAAGAGCAGCAAGAAGAGUUACCUGAGCGGGGGAGGCGGCGGCGGGGCCGAGGGCGGCGGCGGCAGGAAAUGGGAGCAGAAGCAGGUGCAGAUCAAGACACUGGAGGGGGAGUUCUCGGUCACCAUGUGGGCCUCGGAUGAUAAAAAGGAUAUUGACCAUGAAACAGUGGUGGAAGAGCAAAUCAUUGGAGAGAAUUCUCCUCCAGAUUACUCAGAGUACAUGACAGGGAAGAAACUUCCUCCUGGAGGAAUACCUGGCAUUGACCUCUCAGACCCCAAGCAACUGGCUGAAUUUGCUAGAAUGAAACCAAGAAAAAUUAAAGAAGAUGAUGCUCCACGGACGAUAGCUUGUCCUCACAAAGGCUGCACAAAGAUGUUCAGGGACAACUCUGCCAUGAGGAAGCAUCUGCACACCCAUGGCCCUCGAGUACACGUGUGUGCAGAGUGUGGCAAGGCCUUUGUGGAGAGCUCGAAGCUAAAGCGGCACCAGCUAGUUCACACCGGAGAGAAACCCUUUCAGUGUACGUUUGAAGGAUGUGGAAAGCGUUUUUCACUGGACUUCAAUUUGCGCACACACGUGCGAAUUCACACUGGCGACAGGCCCUACGUUUGCCCGUUUGACGGCUGCAAUAAGAAGUUUGCGCAAUCAACCAACCUGAAAUCUCACAUCUUAACACAUGCUAAGGCCAAAAACAACCAGUGAAGGUUGAGGAGAACAUUCUAGAACUCUAAGCAUCUUACAGGAAAAUCAGUUGGAAAGAAAUACGCCUCCCCUUUGUAUAUUGUUUCUAGGAAAAAAUUUUAAAAAGAACCCUACAAACCUAAAGGACGUGUUUUGAUAAGUAGUAAAUAAAAAGCAAAAAAAAACCACACGGGAAACUUUAAGGUGACAUUGCUAAGAUGAUCCACCUUGAUCUGUAACCCCGUUUCAAGAACACGGUGUUUUGUAAAGCGUGGCCCCAACCGGACGGGUCAGCUCAUGAACUUGCAUCAGAAAAGACAAUUCUUUAUACAACAGUGCUAAAAUUGGACUUCUUUUCACAUUCUUAUAAAUAUGAAGCUCACCUGUUGCUUACAAUUUUUUUUAAUUUUGUAUUUUCCAAGUGUGCAUAUUGUACACUUUUUGGGGAUAUGCGUAGUAAUGCUAUGUGUGAUUUUCUGGAGGUUGAUAACUUGCUUGCGGUAGAUUUUCUUUAAAAGAAUGGGCAGUUACAUGCAUACUUCAAAAGUAUUUUCCUGUAAAGAAAAAAAAAGUUAUAUAGGUUUUGUUUGCUAUCUUAAUUUUGGUUGUAUUCUUUGAUGUUAACACAUUUUGUAUAAUUGUAUCGUAUAGCUGUAAUGAAAUCAUGUAGUAUCAAAUAUUAGAUGUGAUUUAAUAGUGUUAAUCAAUUUAAACCCAUUUUAGUCACUUUUUUUGGAGAAAUACUGCCAGAUGCUGAUGUUCAGUGUAAUUUCUUCGCCUGUUCAGUUACGGAAAGUGGUGCUCAGUUGUAGAAUGUAUUGUACAGGCACUGACCGUUUAUUAACACCUGAUAAUAUGUACAUCCCCCAUGUAAUAGAAAGGACAACAAUAAAACAGUGGUCCUAAAGAAAGAAUCUGGCAGAAAAUGAUCUGUAAGCGCAGUCAAUUUUCUUUUGUUGUCCAGAGCAGUUCUAGUUCCUCUUGACCUCCCAGAAAUUGGAAGCUAAAUAAACUCAAGUUUCCUUUACUUUGCAUUCAAUUACAGUGAUUUGUGAUGCAGUUAAUGCCACGUCAGGUGGUAUAUCUGAACAGAAUUGCUGACUAAUUCUGGUUUUGAGUGACCUAGAAUUCCAUUAACUGGAACACUGGAUUUGGAGACUUGGCAGUGUAGUGGGGAGUGUUCUGUGUGCCUGGACAGCAAGUAGGUAAAACAGUACAGGAAAUAACUAAAUGGAAACCUUUGUUUAGUCAAGGUAAAGAGUGUUGGCGGUUUAAAUGCAUUAACAAUAGAAAGUGGAGGAAUGGUAGGGUUUGGGUGAUCAUACCAGGAAAAAAAAAAAGAAACUGUUUCUUCUUUUGGCUAACGUGUUUGAUUGUAAUGAUAAAAAUCCUUGGAACCUUAUUGGACACCUUUUGUUUCAAAACAAGAACUUGAAGUUCUGAAAGAACUAGAUGGAGUUGAGUUUUGAUGGUCUAACUAAGAGUGGUUACUUCUCAUUUGUUCAAGUGUUCAAAGAAAACUUAGCAGAUACUAUAGUAAAAUGUGACAGAUUAAUAAACAGAAAAAAUGCAGAGAAAUGCAUAAGUUAUUUUUUAGAGGCAUGUAACAUAUUUUAAUGCAGUAAAAAGUGUUGUUAAUCUUUUUCUGAAUUCUGUUCUUAAAAGGUUCAUCAAAGUUUUCAUUGCUAAUACUGUAAAACUUAAUUUUGAGUCCAGUGUUGGUGGUAGUGGCAAAAACAUGGGUAAUAAAGAAACUGCACUUAAAACCAAGGGAAUUUUCAUCCGUACAUAAGUUAAUCUGAACACUGCAACUCUAGUCUGAGGUUAUUAGGGGUAGAAAGAAAGUUGGGACAUUUAAUUGUAAAGUAUGCGUUAGAAUUUUGGCAGUAUUUUUUCUUUUAUAUAUAAGCAGUUUUUGAACAGGACAAUAUACUGAAACUUGUAUAGUUAUAGUUAAAUUAAAUUCUGUAUACAGUUAAAUUAGUGUCUAUUCUUUUUGGAAGGAAAUAAAAUUAAUUCAGUCUA
Messenger RNA from Prinia subflava (tawny-flanked prinia), 3267 nucleotides. RefSeq names its product YY1 transcription factor (gene YY1). Gene Ontology annotation, cellular component: PcG protein complex; transcription regulator complex; chromatin. The record is from RefSeq and is a predicted model, not a curated record. Lineage: Eukaryota; Metazoa; Chordata; Aves; Passeriformes; Cisticolidae. The transcript is spliced from 5 exons. Gene Ontology annotation, biological process: regulation of transcription by RNA polymerase II. Gene Ontology annotation, molecular function: DNA-binding transcription factor activity, RNA polymerase II-specific; RNA polymerase II cis-regulatory region sequence-specific DNA binding. Bases 1 to 1263 code for a protein of 420 amino acids.